CUCGAUUAAUAAUAUAAAAAAUUCUUCAUUCCUUUUUUCUUUUAGUUUCUUUUUCUUUUCUCUCUUUUUUUCUCUUCACCUUACAUUAAAAAAAAAUGUCUUUCGAUUCGCUUACUCAAGGAGAUAAUGUAUUGUUUGUAGCACCUGCUACCGUUGACCAGAAUAUUUUUGUUCAAGUUAAGAAUUCUGCACAAGAACAAGUUGGUCCUUCUGGCCAAACUGCUUUCGAAGUCUUUGAUAGAGUAUCUGAAGCUCCUUUGGCUAAAUCAAUCUAUAACACUAUUUACUCAAACUUAUUUUCGCCUUCUGUUUCUAUUCAUUCACCUAGUGUUUUCUCCCGUUACUUGUCUACUUUAGCUGCUGGUGGUCGUUUAAUAUUAGAAGAAGUUGUUUUGCUAGUUGAUCUAGCCAAUACUGUUUGUCCAAUUACCCGCAAAUCAGAAGACCUCGAAAGUAUGCUGAAACUUGCUGGUUUUGUCGAUGUACGUGUUACCAAUAUUGCUCCCGUUUCUGACGAGACCUUGGCUGCUUACUUUCGUUUAUGGGGAACAACCAAGGUUGAACAAGGUGUUGCUCGUUUAUCAGGUAAAUUUGGUGUGGCUCAUAUUGAAGCCAAGAAGCCUGCUUAUGAGGUUGGUCAAAAGAUGACCUUGAAUUUCAAAAAGAAGGCCAACAACAAAAAGGCUGUUUGGGCAGCUGCCAACACAGACGAUCUUGAAGACGAGGAUGCUUUAUUAGAUGAGGCCGACAUGGUUAAGCCUAGUAGGGAGUCUUUGGUUAGACCGGAUGAUUGUGAAUUGACUGAUGGAAAAAGAAAGGCAUGUAAGAACUGUACUUGUGGAAGAGCAGAAGAAGAACAGGCAGAACAAAACAAUGUUGUAUCAUUGGACUUGAUGGAUGACAUUCAAGAUGAAGUUAUUGAAGUUGACCCUACACCAAAGAAGACAGGUGGUUGUGGUAGUUGCGCUUUGGGUGAUGCUUUUAGAUGCUCCACAUGCCCUUAUUUGGGUAUGCCCGCAUUCAGUGCAGGUCAGAAGAUUGCUUUAGGUGGCAUGUUUGCUCAAGAUGACAUUGAAUUUUAAAUACCUUUCUUUCUUUAUUUUCAUUCUGUAUUUCUUUAAUUAUACACCUACCUGUAAUCAAUUUGUAUCAUAUACUUUUUAAAAGAAUAAACCAAAAAAAAAAAAAAAAAA
Molecule: messenger RNA, 1193 nt
Organism: Gilbertella persicaria
Lineage: Eukaryota; Fungi; Mucoromycota; Mucoromycetes; Mucorales; Choanephoraceae
Product: cytokine-induced anti-apoptosis inhibitor 1, Fe-S biogenesis-domain-containing protein
Exons: 2
Coding region: 96-1082 (328 amino acids)
Biological process (GO): iron-sulfur cluster assembly
Cellular component (GO): cytoplasm
Molecular function (GO): iron-sulfur cluster binding
Source: RefSeq, a predicted model, not a curated record